CUCUGUCCCCGUGUCCCCUCGCAGUGCUCUGCCGUCUCUUCACCGUGGGCCACCUCAUGCAGCCGGUGGCCAAGACGGUCAUCGUGGAGGUCAAGACCCCCGACAACGUCAUCAUCAAACAAGUGCCGGUGUCGUCGCCGAUGAAAACCGGGAUCCUGUCCCUCAACCACAACCUGCCCGAGGUGGUCAGCCUCGGCAUGUGGACGAUUUCGGCCAAAUUCGAGGAUUCUCCGGAUCAGGUUUUCAGCACCCAGUUCGAGGUCAAGGAGUACGUGCUGCCGAGCUUUGAGGUGGCCCUGGAGACCGAGGAGAAGUUCCUGUACAUCGACCGCCAGGAGGAUUUCCGGGUGUCCAUCCUGGCCAGGUGACCCCAGAAGUGUCCCCAA
Parus major (Great Tit) is the source of this 386-nucleotide messenger RNA. Its product is annotated as complement C3. The record is from RefSeq and is a predicted model, not a curated record. NCBI's taxonomy places the organism in Eukaryota, Metazoa, Chordata, Aves, Passeriformes, Paridae. The coding region runs from base 57 to 368 and encodes 103 amino acids. The transcript has 4 exons.